AUGGAAGCUGAGGAGUUCAAGCCUGAACCUUCCAUCAGAGAGGCAAAGCUACAUCCAGGAGUGUAUAUAAGCACCUUGGCUAGAGUGCUACAUCUCUUUGCUCUCCCAGCCCAGUUGAGGCUGCUGCUUGGAGCUCAGUCCACCGGUUUCUGGAGUCCCCUUUUCUUCGCCUUUGCCACCGUCCUUGUCACGCUCAGUGCAACUAUGCAUCCUUGUUUGCUACGAGUGGCUGUGGUGUGCUCAAAUAAUCAGAACCGCAGCAUGGAGGCCCACAGGCUCCUCAAGAAACGAGGAUUCAUCGUCAAGUCCUUUGGAACAGGAACUCGAGUUUGCCUCCCAGGACCAACCCCAGACAAUCCUAAUGUUUAUAAUUUCAAAACAACAUAUAAUCAAAUGUACUGUGAUCUUCUUAAGAAAGACAAAGAACUUUAUACCUCUAAUGGUAUUUUGAACAUGUUGGGCAGAAAUAGAAGAAUUAAGCCCCGGCCAGAAAGAUUUCAGAAUUGUAAAGAGGUGUUUGAUCUCAUCUUUACAUGUGAAGAGAGGGUCUAUGACAAUGUAGUAGAAGAAUUAAAUUCCAGAGAUCAGGAGACCUUUAAGCCAGUCCAUGUCAUCAAUGUGGACAUUCAGGACAACGAAGAAGAAGCCACUUUGGGAGCUUUUCUCAUUUGUGAGCUUUGUGAGUGUAUACAGCAGGCAGAAGACAUGGAAAACGAGAUCGAUGACUUGUUACAGGAAUUUGAGGAGCAAAGCGGUAGAACUUUUCUCCACACAGUCUGUUUUUAUUAA
This is a messenger RNA of Dromiciops gliroides (monito del monte), 789 nucleotides long. RefSeq names its product RNA polymerase II subunit A C-terminal domain phosphatase SSU72-like. Gene Ontology annotation, molecular function: RNA polymerase II CTD heptapeptide repeat phosphatase activity. Gene Ontology annotation, cellular component: mRNA cleavage and polyadenylation specificity factor complex; nucleus. Bases 1 to 789 code for a protein of 262 amino acids. The transcript is spliced from 2 exons. Lineage: Eukaryota; Metazoa; Chordata; Mammalia; Microbiotheria; Microbiotheriidae. Gene Ontology annotation, biological process: termination of RNA polymerase II transcription. The record is from RefSeq and is a predicted model, not a curated record.